Molecule: messenger RNA, 1671 nt
Organism: Penicillium expansum
Lineage: Eukaryota; Fungi; Ascomycota; Eurotiomycetes; Eurotiales; Aspergillaceae
Product: MDR family MFS transporter
Exons: 8
Coding region: 1-1671 (556 amino acids)
Biological process (GO): transmembrane transport
Molecular function (GO): transmembrane transporter activity
Source: RefSeq, a predicted model, not a curated record
AUGGACGAAGACCCGACGCCCCAUAAUGCACAAGCCAAGAGCCCAGUGCCCGUAGUGGCUGAGUGCACUACCCACUAUCUCACGGGUAUCAAGCUCUGGCUGGUUGUUGUUUCAACUACCCUCGUUUCAUUCCUGAUACUUCUUGAUAUGUCCAUCAUCGCCACGGCAAUCCCACAUAUAACGAGCGAGUUUCAUUCCCUAACUGACGUGGGCUGGUAUGGCAGCGCGUAUCUCAUAUCAAAUUGUGCUCUCCAGCCCCUAGCUGGCAAAUUCUACACACAGCUGGUUUCGAAGUAUACUUUCCUCACCUUCCUUACGGUUUUUGAAUUGGGUUCAGUAUUAUGUGGUGCCGCAACUACAUCGAAUAUGUUAAUUGUCGGGCGAGCAAUUGCAGGAAUGGGGGGUUCGGGUCUCGUCAUUGGAACCUUGACAAUUCUCGCGGCCGUGGCUCCUAAGCACCAACAGCCAGCUUUGAUCGGACUCACGAUGGGUCUGAGCCAACUUGGUGUAGUGUGUGGACCUUUGCUCGGGGGUGUAUUUACCCAACACGCCAGCUGGCGAUGGUGCUUCUAUGUAAAUCUCCCUAUUGGGGCUGUUGCUGCCCUCAUUAUUAUCCUCAUCCAGAUACCCAAUCAGAAUUCAUCUCCUGCCAACGGAGCACCGAUGGAGAAAGCGAUGGGCAACACACAAAGCCUCCUUCAAAAGCUAGACCUUGUGGGCUUCGUGAUAUUUGCCGGCUUUGCAGUCAUGAUUUCCCUCGCGCUAGAGUGGGGAGGAUCAACUUAUGUCUGGCGAAGCUCUACCAUCAUUGGCUUGUUUUGUGGUGCGGGAUUGGCUUUGGUCGUGUUUGUGUUAUGGGAGCGUCGCGUUGGGGAUGCAAUGGCUAUGAUUCCGGGUUCGAUCGCUGGCACACGACAAGUUUGGUGCUCUUGUCUUUUUAUGGGGUUCUUUUCCGGCUCCUUGUUCGUCUUCGCUUACUACCUACCUAUUUACUUCCAGGCUGUGAAGAAUACUUCCCCCACAAUGAGUGGUGUGUAUAUGUUACCUGGAAUCUUCGCACAGGUUCUUACGACGGUGAUUUCUGGUUUCGCAAUCGGAAGGACAGGCUAUUACUGGCCGUGGGCACUACUGAGUGCUGUUCUCGCUGCCAUCGGUGGAGGCUUGUUGUCCACCGUUCUUGCCCAUACAGUUAUCGUGAGACCGAUAAUGUAUCAAUUUAUCGCUGGAUUAGGUCGUGGUUGUGGAAUGCAAACGCCGCUGAUUGCAAUACAAAACACACUUCCUUCUGAACGGGUCGCACUCGGGACCUCCCUCGCCGUCUUUGCACAGACAUUUGGAGGAUCUCUCUUCCUUAAUUUUGCUAACCUUGUUUUUAAUCAUGGGCUCAAAGAAGGCCUCCCUAAGUUUGCCCCCACCGUGAAUGCGGAGGCAGUAAUUUCGGCAGGAGCAGCAUCAUUCAGAAGUGUCGUCAGCAAGCAGGACCUUCCGGAGGUUUUGAGCGCUUACAGCUCAGCAAUUGGUCAAACUUUCUACUUGGCAGUGGGUGCCUCGGUGGCUACGUUCGCUUUUGCAUUUGGGAUGGGGUGGCAAAAGAUCAAAACGAAAAAAGAUGCUCAAGUCGCAGCUGAGGCUCAGGCUCAGGCUCAGACUCGCGGCGAUUCUCACGCUUGA